Molecule: messenger RNA, 669 nt
Organism: Ricinus communis (castor bean)
Lineage: Eukaryota; Viridiplantae; Streptophyta; Magnoliopsida; Malpighiales; Euphorbiaceae
Exons: 1
Coding region: 194-463 (89 amino acids)
Source: RefSeq, a predicted model, not a curated record
GACUCUCUCGAUUAGGACCAGUGACUCAGUUUAGGCCUAAACAUGACCCUAUAUAAUUAUCGCCCAUAGCUUUACCUCAUGCUCAUCCCAAAUCAAGCCUUCUUCUGCUACAUACACUUAUCCUUCCUGGGUUCUUAUCUUUCAGCUAUUCUUUCUCUUCCUAAGAUAGCUGUUACAAAAAUACUUGAAAAUAAUGGCAAAUUCACGCAUAGCAAGGUUCAUUACGGAGGUUGCACCACCACAAUAUAUUAGUGUCAUCAGGCGUAGAGCAUCAAAGAUGUUGGAUACAAUUAAUGAAGAGGAGAGAGAUGUUAGCCCAAGCAAUUCUCUUGCUUCUGCGCCUACAUCACCUGCUUCUGCUAGCACUAAUGCUGCUUCUGCUUCUGCUGCGGCCCCUGUCGCGACCAACUCCAAGUACUUUCCCAGAAGGGUUCAAAGAUCUUUUUCGGUCUUUCAGAAUUAAGACCUUUAGUUUCUACUUUCUUGUGACUUGCUGAGAGUACAGUUGUGUCCUUAAUCAUCCCCUUUUGCUGUUUUUCAGUGAGGGAAUGGAGAGGGAAAUGGUUUUGGCUCCCAGAGUUGCAAAAAUUAAGCAACAGAAUGCUAGAAGGAAGUUUGUGUUGUAUUCGGAUAUUGUACAAUGUAUAAAAUUUUCAUUAAUUAUGCAUC